Hydra vulgaris (swiftwater hydra) is the source of this 1044-nucleotide messenger RNA. The record is from RefSeq and is a predicted model, not a curated record. NCBI's taxonomy places the organism in Eukaryota, Metazoa, Cnidaria, Hydrozoa, Anthoathecata, Hydridae.
CAAGUUUAUUAUUGUUUAUUUUUGUUUAUUUAUUACAAUUAUUAAUUGCUUAUAUAUUUUACAAAAUCAGCAGUUGUAAAGUAUUUUUGAUUAAGAAAAAUGGCAGGCUACACACGACAACAUCAUUACAUUAGAGUUGGUCAAACUAUUGUAUCAACUGAAGUUCAAAUUUUAAGAACUGAUAUCAAUGAAUGCUGGUUUACACAUGAUAAAUUAGAGAGAAUUAUAAUGAUGAUGCAAGGUUUUCUGAUCAAUGAAGUAGAUAAAGGUUUAACAACUUAUGAUCAAAUGUAUUUUGCAGAAGAUGAUUUGCUUGCUGUAUUUUACCACUUCAAGAAAAAAAGAUGUGAUUUCGUUUUAACUCGUAAAAAGAAUUUGCAGAACAGUAAUGCAGGUGGAAAUUAUGUUGGUUAUUUUGAAUUUCCUUACAUGCUUUUCAUCACUGUGAAUCAAAAAAGAUCUCUUGAAAACAAAGUGAAUGAAAUUAAAGACAUUGAAUCUUAUUCGAAGAUUAUGGAAAGUGAUGAAGAUGAGAAUGUAUUUUGUCCACCUAGUACGACUCCAAAGUGUAUAAUUGAAUUGAGUAGGUUUGCUUCAAAACUUACUGUUAAUGAGGUGCAUGAUAUAGUCCAAAGUCUCGAAAAAGAUAUUUAUAGAGUAUUUAAUGGAGAGGUAACAUGCAGACGCCAUGAGGCUUUUAAAAAUGGUGGAAACGAUAAAGCAUACCUUAGAAUGCAGACUUGUAGUAACAUCCUAACUGAUGAACACGAAGAAGUGAUCUGUCAUUAUUUACUUAAAAUGUUUUGUGCAAAGAAAUCAAAACAUUUUGACUAUAUAAUGAAAGUUCUUCUUCCGGAGACCAUUACUAUGUUCUAUGCUAAAGUCGCAAACAUUUCAAUUGAAGAGGCAAGAAAUAUGAUCAAUAGUGUAUAGAAGAAUUUUACAGAAUAUCAUCGAUAGUGAAUCUGGCUUAUAAAAAGUACUGAGAAAGUUUGGUGAAAAAAUGAGUUUGAAUUUUUUGCUUUGAAAAAAACUUUAUUUUAA